Molecule: messenger RNA, 8935 nt
Organism: Ruditapes philippinarum (Manila clam)
Lineage: Eukaryota; Metazoa; Mollusca; Bivalvia; Venerida; Veneridae
Product: phosphatidylinositol-3-phosphatase SAC1-A-like
Exons: 17
Coding region: 56-1828 (590 amino acids)
Biological process (GO): phosphatidylinositol dephosphorylation
Cellular component (GO): endoplasmic reticulum
Molecular function (GO): phosphatidylinositol-4-phosphate phosphatase activity
Source: RefSeq, a predicted model, not a curated record
UUUAAGUAAUUCUCACAAGGAUCAUAAUUUUCAAUCACCGUAGCCACCUGUCAAGAUGGCCGUCCACGAAACUUUGCAAUUGCACAUUACAUCAGAGAAGUUUAUUUUUGAGCCAAUAGACACUGGAGAAAAUGAGCUGUUAAUUAUAGACAGAGUAACACAAGAAAUAUACCUACAAGCCAACGACGGACAGAUACCUGCAGCAGGUGCCAUUACAAAGUCAGUAUGUGGCAUUAUGGGAAUUAUACGGCUUAUUGCUGGUCCAUACUUAAUAGUCAUUACAAAGAAGGAGAAAGUUGGGGAGAUUGGAGGUCAUGUGAUAUGGAAGGUUACAGGAACAGAGCUUCAUUCCUACAAGAGAACUAUGCUUCACCUUACAGAAAAACAGACACGAGACAAUGCUGUGUAUGUAUCUAUGGUGGAGAGUGUGUUAAAGACAGCCUCAUUUUACUUCAGUACAACAUAUGAUAUAACCCAUACAUUACAGAGGUUACAUAACACAAGUCCUGACUUUGUGACCAUAGCUUUACACGAACGAGCUGAUCAACGAUUUGUAUGGAACAGCCAUGUUUUACGAGAAUUAUCGCAGCAAGCCGACCUUGGCAGAUAUUGUAUACCUGUCAUGCAUGGAUUCAUGAGUAUAUCAACAUCUGUGAUAGAUAAUAAACCUAUCAAAUACAUCCUCAUCUCCAGACGAUGUGUAUUCAGGGCCGGCACGAGAUUCAACGUGCGUGGACUAGACAUGGAGGGUCAGGUUGCAAACUUUGUUGAAACCGAGCAAAUAUUGCAGUUUGAAGGAACUUCAUGUUCCUAUGUUCAGACACGUGGGUCAAUUCCUCUACACUGGACACAAAGGCCUUGCCUGAAAUAUAUGCCAUUAGCACAACUCAGACCAACAAACCAUAUUGAUGGCAUGUCAAGACACUUUGAAGACCAAGUUUUCCUGUACGGGGAUCAAGUGGUUGUCAAUUUAGUGAAUUCUAAAGGUCACGAGAGCCGGUUAGAGAAGGUGUUGAGCAAGUGUAUCAGUGAAGUUAAAAAUAGUCGAGUAAAGUAUGAAUAUUUUGAUUUUCAUCAUGAGUGUCGUAAAAUGAGAUGGGAUCGUCUGGCAUUACUAGUCAGCAGGUUAGAACCUACACGCAAACAAUUUGGGUAUUUUAUGGUAUCUCAGGAUGGCACUAUAUUAAAGCAUCAGGAUGGUGUGUUCAGGUCAAAUUGUAUGGAUUGUUUAGAUAGAACCAAUGUUGUCCAAUGUCUGUUUGCCAAAGUAACACUGGAAGAACAAUUAUUUGCUCUUGGGAUAACAGACAGUGUAACAAAAAUAGAAGAAUUUACUGAGUUCAAGACUAUCUAUAAUAAUGUAUGGGCAGAUAAUGCUGAUACUAUAUCAAAGCAAUAUGCAGGUACUGGAGCUCUCAAAACCGACUUUACCAGGACAGGGAAGAGGACCAAACUUGGUCUGUUAAUGGACGGCUGGAAUUCUUUGACUCGUUAUUUCAAGAACAAUUUUAGUGAUGGAUUUCGACAAGACUCUAUAGAUUUGUUUCUAGGAAAUUAUCAAGUAGAGGAGAAUGAAGGGAUUUCAAAACCGUCGCCAUUCCAGACUGAGAGAGAUUGGAAAUUCUAUGCUAUUCCUGUGAUAUUUGUGAUUGCCAUGUCAAUGUUAAUCAUCAGCAUUCUUAUACCAGAUGAAAAUGUUAGUGAACAAAUGUUAUAUGUGUUCUUCUGGGGUAUGGCAAGUUUGGUCUCGCUAGCUGUUAUAUACAGGUAUGGGUCGGAGUUUGUUGAUCAGCCGAGACUCGUACACACUAAAGUCAAGAUGGACUAGCUAUAUGAACAGGAUAAAGUGCACAUCAUCUAAGAUUGAAUGUUCUUAUAAAGAACAAUAUAGAAUUGAUUUCUAUACAGAAACUGUCAAAUAAAUCUGAAGAUGAUGAAAUUAUUUAUAGACGGUAAUGGGAAGAAAAUAUAAAUUUGUGAAGAUGAUAAACUUGAUUGAUGUUUUCUGCCUUCAUUUCAAACAGUUUCAUAGUAAACACUGUCUAACAAUUACAAAAUACAGACAUUAGAUAUGUGAUUUUAUGGAAAUUGUGGAAAAUGCUAAUUAUGCCCCCACUUCGAAGAAGAGGGGGUAUAUUGCUUUGCACUUGUCGGUCCGUUGGUCCGUCGGUCCGUAGACCAAAUGGUUUCCGAGUGAUAACUAAAGAACCCUUAGGCCUAGGAACUUCAAACUUGGUAUGGUGACUGGUCAUGACCAGUAGAUGACCCCUAUUGAUUUUGGGGUCAAGGGGUCAAAGGUCAAGGUCACAUUGACCUUGUAAGCAAAAACGGUUUCCGAUCAAUAACUAAAGAACCUUAAGGCCUAGGAACUUCAAACUUGGUAUGGUGAUUGGUCAUGAACAGUAGAUGACCCCUGUUGAUUUUGGGGUCAAGGGGUCAAAGGUCAAGGUCACAUUGACCUCUUAGGUAAAAACGGUUUCCGAUCAAUAACAAAAGAAGCCUUAGGCCUAGGGACUUCAAACUUGAUAUGGUGAUGGGUCAUGAUCAGUAGAUGAACCCUAUUGAUUUUGGGGUCAAGGGGUCAAAGGUCAAGGUCACAUUGACGUCUUAGGUAAAAACGGUUUCCGAUCAAUAACUAAAGAACCCUUAGGCCUAGGAACUUCAAACUUGGUAUGGUGAUUGGCCAUGACCAGCAGAUGACCUCUAUUGAUUUUGGGGUUAAGGGGUCAAAGGUCAAGGUCACAUUGACCUUGAAGGUAAAAACGGUUUCAGAUAAAUAAUUUAAGAACCCUUAGGCCUAGGAACUUCAAAGUUGGUAUGGUGAUUGGUCAUGACCGGCAGAUGACCCCUAUUGAUUUUGGGCUCAAGGGGUCAAAGGUCAAGGUCACAUUGACCUUGUAGGUAAAAACGGUUUCAGAUCAAUAACUAAAGAACACUUAGGCCUAGAAACUUCAAACUGGGUAUGAUGAUUGGUCAUGACCAGUAGAUGACCCCUAUUGAUUUUGGGGUCAAGGGGUCCAAGGUCAAGGUCACAUUGACCUCUUAGGUAAAAACGGAUUCCGAUCAAUAACUAAAGAACGCUUAGGCCUAGGAACUUCAAACUUUGUAUGAUGAUUGGUCAUGACCAGUAGAUGACCCCUAUUGAUUUUGGGGUCAAGGGGUCAAUGUCAUAUUGACCUUGUACUUAAUGACGGUUUCUGACCAAUAACUCAACAACUCAAGUUGCCUUGGUUGAUAUUUUUAUAUUAAACUAAAAAUGCUUUUGGUAUACACAUUUGAAGGUCUUAUGUAAUAUAACAACUUGGCUGUCCUUAAUGAGGCCUACAUGAUUCAUAAAAUUUAUGCAUAUAUUAUUUGGUAUGAUUUGUAAUAACUUAAAUUGCUGCACACAACCUAUGGGGUCACAAUAAUUAUUACCUUGUGACUAGUCAUGACCAGUAGAUACUAGAUAACCCUUAUUAAUUGUUUGUUCGCUGGGUCAGAAGUCAUGCAUAAUAACCUGAUCACAUGACUAAUUAGCUGCCGAUAGGGGGCAUACAUGUUUUACAAACAUAUCUUGUUGAUUUUGCUUUUUGUUUUUGAGCCUAUAUUUUAGCUUUAUCUGAGCACUAAUUGUUAUUAGGCAAUUCUUUAAAAAAAAUUACUAAAUUUCAGGGCACUAGACACCUUUUGGGGACAGGUACUCAUACCCUAAGGAAGGGGAAUUUUGCGUCGUUUUAAGGCGAAAUUCGAAAUUUUAUGUUAUCAUGUAUUUAGUGUAUUUUUUAUCACAUUUACUCAUUACACUAUUUCCUACCAUUGGUUUCAAUAGUUUGUAAUUUUCCUACCAUUGAAAUCAAUAGCUAGUAUUAGACUAACAAAUCAAACAAAUUACUUUAAGUUGAUUUAUUUUAGAAUUUGGAGGGGAUUUUUUUCUGAGAUGGGGGAAAAAUACAUAUGAUUUUGAGAGGGGAACGGUACCCAUAUUCGGCCCCAAAAACGACCAAACGAGUGCCCUGAAAUUGUUCCAGUGAACAAGAAGGCCACCUGAACCUAAAAGAGAUUCAAGCUUUAAAUGAUAUUUCAUCCUCAACCUUUUGGUAGAUUUUGAUGAAACAUUACAGGAUUGAGCCAUUGUUCUUUUUACUCUGGUAAACAAAAUUGCUGCCAGAUCUAAAAAUAAAAAAAACCUUUUAAUAUCUUGUCAAAGGCAUGGCAUAUUUUGAUAAAAUCAAUAGAAAUCAUACUUUACAAAAGUUUCUUAAGUCAUCACAGUCUGCUGAACAAGAUGGCUGCCUGUGUGCUUUAAAUAAAAACUCAAAUUUAUGGAAUGAAAUUAAUGAAAAUCAUAUAAUCAUGUUUAUUUUAUAUGCAAGGAAUUUAUUUAAUACUGUAAGAAUUAAUACUUUGUGAUGUUAUAAUUUUUGUGCAAGAUAUUAAAUAUAGGUAUAUUAUUAUUAUUAUUUUGAAUUAAUUCUUACAGAUGUUUUGUUUACUUGGCUGGAACUCAAAUUGUAAAUGAACCAAGUAUUACAUGAGUAUUGCAUGAAAAAUUUAGUUCUGUGUGUUUGUGCCAAUCUUUCCAGAUAUUUCUAUGUAAAUAGAAUUGUAUAUAUAUGUAUUGAAUUUAUUAUUAGAAUAAGGUUUUAAACCAAAUUUCUAUACUUCUGUGAAGAAUGCAGUAGUAUUUGGGGUUCAUAUUAGUUGCUUUAGUAGAUUUACACUAAUAUUUUCCAUGUUUGUGUUCUGAUUAUUGGAUACAAAAGGUUAAAAGCCCAGAGAUUCUGUGGAUGUCUAUGAAAUACUAGAAAAUAUCUACAUUUCAUAUGAUAAGCUAGAUAUAUUAUAUAAUAAUUGCUUAUUUAGCUUACAAUUAUUUUUAAUAAGACUGGUUUUAUAUACUAGUAUUUUAUCAUUAUCCCUUCAAAAGAUGGUGAUUUUGUAACUUGUACAGUAAUUUUUAAUGUGAUCUCAACAUUGGAUGAAUUCAUUUUCUUAGUAAUCAAGUCAUGAAGUACUUUUAAAAAAGCCAUUGAAAUAAAAUACUCAGAAAAAGAAACAUAUCAACUUGAACUCUAAGCAGCUAUUAAGUAUACAGUCAUCAGAUAAACUCUAGCCGCCCUCCAUUUACAAUAAUUGUUUUUCACUAUUUUUAUCAGAGACAAAUGUAUUUUAGUAGCCUUGUUAGCCACUUAUUUGUUGGUUUGCAAUAACAGGUCAUUCCAAAAUUUCGAUUUAUUGGUUUGAAAUAACUGGAUUUUACCAAAAUUUUGAAUCCCAUUUGGAUUGCCAGUUAAUGAGGUCUUCAAAAAUGUUGUUAAGUUUGAUAGAUGAUGGAACUUGUCAGCUUGUGGCUAGAAUAGUUUACGGGUACUAUGUUAUUGUUAAAAACCAGAAAGUUGCUAUACAACCCUUGUGUUGUUGUAACCUUACAAAAGAUGUCUUUUUUAGCUCAAAGGUUCUCAUAGAGGUGUGUAUAUCAUGAUUCUGGCAUGAAAAAAUGGUGUCACAGCAGACGACAACUCUGGUUUUUUUUUUUAUUAUAAGUUUUUUAUGUUUAAUGAGGUCGCAACCUUCUGGGCUAAAAUCCAGGCAUGCACCAAAGUAGUUGAUGUUUUGAUUUCAAAACCAUCUUGGUUCAUUGGAAGGAUUUAGAAAGUAACAUGUAUCACUGUUAAGGAUAUUGAAUUGAUGUCAUACUAAGUGACUUCGUAAAGUUUCAUAAAUUUAUUACUAUUGAUUAUAUGAGAGCAUCAAGUAAAGAAAAUAAUUUUAUAUGUACAUAGCAUAUAUCAGUAAAUAUAUCACUUGCUUUACACUUGUUUUAUUUAAUUUGAAAUGCUAGUGCAAUUUUUCAUAAUAAAUACAUAUGAAUGAUCAUUAUACACAGUAAAUAAAGCUAUACCUUUAUUCCAUCAGGGAAUAUAAAAGACCAAGUGUGUUUGUUAAUAUAUUGGAUUGUAUGAUAAAUUCAUAGCUCAUGUACAUCAUGAGGGACCAUUAUAAACAACAUAAUAUGCAAAAGUAAAAUACAUUUUAAGUAGUGCUCAUAGCUAUUUUUUGAUGGAAAAAAAAUGCACUAAAUCUGGUGACAUACAAAAUGUUUUUGCUGUCUUUAGCACACUAGUUUAGUUACUGUACGUUAAGCUGGAUUAAGCAUAUUGGUGUCAAUUCGUACCAGUGUGAUUUACUUUUUCUCUAUGUGAACAAACCCAAUAAAACCUGAGUGCAGUUAUCAUUUACAUGCUUUCUUUUCAUUGCUCUCCAGGGCUCCCUGAUUUUUUAGAAGUCUUGCUCACUCUACUCUCUUGUCUUUUUUUUCAAUUUAAGAUCUAUGAUAACAUGUUGUUGUUAUUGAAAUAUUGAAUAUUUACUCAUAUUUAUUUCAGUGAUUAAAAUGUGAUUUCACCAUAUAGAUGAGAAAAAAAUUACAUCACUUGUUCAGUGCACAUGUAAAUUAGAUUUGUUUGUCAUCAAAGAUAACUAAUGAAAUAAUGUGCAUAUUUAUUGUGUCGCCACUACUCUAUAGGGAUAACUUGUCCGUCUGUCCGUCCGUCACAAAACUUGUCCGGACUACUCCUCAUAAAGUACUGGUGCAAUUUUAUCCAAACUUUACAGGAAUGAUCAGUACCAAGUCUAGUUGUGCACUGUCCGUCUGUCACAAAACUUGUCCCAACAUGAAAUUGGCCAUCAUGAGGCGACACGUGAUCACUGAUCACUCUUGUUAUUUCCCAUGUUGUGCACCUUAGUUCAAUAACGGAAUAAGUCCUUUGAAUUUAAUACAAGUUAAUCACUGAUUGCACUAAGGUGACGAUAGGUGGUUUCAGUAAUUUUAUUGUUAAAAUAAAGAUUUAUAAUUUUAUGAAGUUAAGGAAAAGCUUGAAUGUUAAUAUCUGAUAAAAGAGUGUUUUGUUUCCAAUGUAAUUUAUCAUCUUGUACUAUUCUUUCAGUGAAAACAUCAAAGUUAACUUAAAAAAUUGUUAGAAUAAGAAAAGUGCUAACAUUUUACUUAUCUAGUCCCAGUAUGAGUGGUCUUUGUGAGUCUUGUGCGCUUGUGAUGUGUGUAUUGGUUGAAAUUUGUUUAAAAUAGUGUAAAUAUUUAUGAAAAGAAUUUAAACAAAUGUACAUGCUCUACUUAUAUUUCUUUGUAUGUAUAGCAUAAUCAUACUAUAUGGAUUUUUAAGUUGACAAAAAAAAUCUUUGUAAUGAUGUUUCUAUUGAAACCCGAGUUUCCAUGAUUUAAUGAUGUUUCUAUGGAAACUGGGGUUACACAUUAUUGUGUUUCUUAUAUUCAUGGGUUAUUGUUUAAUAAAUUAACAUGGGGUUUGUUAAAAGCAUAAUCAUUUGUAUCUUUUAAACAAAUGGUAUUGAAAUUUUUGUUUACUGCUUAAAUUGUAAAUUUUUAAAGCCAAAUUCAUAGUUUUCUCCCCUACUAUAACACAACAUAAAAACAGUGCCAUUUCCCUCAAAAGUGAAAUGGAUGUUAAUAUAAAUAGUAAUUUGAGAUUAGCUUGAAAUAUUUUUGGCAACUCAGACACAUACAGUCAUGUAUAUGUUUCAUUUUUAUGAACUUAAUAAAAUGUAACUUUAGUUCUUAUAAACAUCCAUUUAACAAAAGAAUUUGCCUCAUUUGUUCCAACUGGCAUAUCAAAUGCACAAAAUUAACAUAUCAUGGCAGCGGGGAAAAUAUAUUAUUUGCACCAACAAUUGUAUUAUCAUUUGCCACAUGUUAAUUUUAUUGUAUGUGCCAAUUUUGUCAACUUGAUAUAUGAAAGGUUUUAUUUUUUGCUUCAUUUGUCAUCCGAUGCAUAGGGUCAGUGAUCCACCAAUAAGGAUAUCUUGCCAAGCAGAGGCACUACAAAUUGCUUGUACAGGAAAACAGGAUGUGUUCCUGUUGACAAUUGCAAUUGUGUCAUAGCAAAAUUAUGAAAAUCAGCUUAUAUAAAGCUUGGCUUAUAAGAUUUUAGUGAUUAACAUGUUUGUAUAAAAAUUUCACAAGGAAAAUAUAGAACAACUAGUGCAAAUUAAGACCAGUUAAUGAUCUGUGGUGCUUUGAUAUAAGUUUGGCACUUAUACUUUCUUGAAUGGCUAAUUAGCACAACCUCAAAAUCUGUAAUAUUUAAUUAACAUUGUUGAUAACUCUGGCUAUACAUGUAUUUAUGUAUUUGGGCAAUAAAUAUAAAUUUUGGAGUGUUAUCUUAGAAAGUUGCAAGUUACAAUAGUAACAAAAAAGCUGUAGAUUCAAGUUAAUUUCUCUGAUGCACUGAAAAUUUAAUGUGUUUCAAUUCUCUUAUAAUGAGAACUUACAAUUAUGUUCAUUCAUUUGAGAACAAAAGUCAUGUAUAUUGUAAUAUUUCUUUGCAACAAUAUUGCACAUGCUGUAUAAUAAUGUAUGCCAGUCUUUUACAAGGUAAACCAUGUUAGAUAUCAUUUAAUAGCCUCAGUGAAGCAGUCCUCUUAUAUUAAGAAAAAUCACCCUAUUUUUCACCAGCCCAUACUGUACUAGAAUAAACCUUUUAUAACAAAAUGUUUUUGCCUAUAAAGCUAACAAUAGUUAUGUGGUAGUAAUAGACACAUUUUUUUUUCUUUCUAGUUGAUUUAGUGAUAACUUUGAAUUUGUGGAAUUUAUUGGCUAUUCACUACGUCUCUUUUUUGAAAACUAGAUGUUGAAAGAACUCCCUUUGGUAACAAAAUAUUGCACAUGCUUUAAUACCUAAACAGGUUAAUGUCAAAUUUGUAAAACAGAAAUUGUUAAUUUUUUAAAACAGAUUGGACUAUGUGUUCAGUUGAUAGAUAUAUUAUGAUUGAAAUUAAAAUGGUCAAGUUUAGUAUUAAACAUACCGUUUACAUUCUUACAGUAGAAUUAUGUACAAUUUUGUACCAGGACUACUUCACAGGAGAUGUAUUGUUGAAAGAGUUUGUGUAUAUUUAUUCCUUAUGAUUAUCAGUAAUUACA